Adineta ricciae is the source of this 369-nucleotide messenger RNA. Lineage: Eukaryota; Metazoa; Rotifera; Eurotatoria; Adinetida; Adinetidae. The record is from the annotation of a GenBank genome assembly.
AUGAGUGAUACCAGUGUUGUGUCCGGUGACUACCCACAGAAUGAUUUUUCUCAACCAAGACCUGGCUGUUGGACUACUAUGGGAGCGAAUAUUUGUGUUAUGGUUUUAGCUGUCAUUACAAUACUCCUCACAGCAUUUUUGAUAUUUGUAAUAGUUCAACAUCCUAAUGUGAAGAACAAAAAAAAUGGUGGAUUUCUCAGUAUCCUUCCAUUUGGCAACAAACUUGUGAAGAAGGGUUCAAAUAAAAUUCAAUCUGGAGCACUAAAUCACGAGGAAGAAGCUGGGGAAGCGUUCGUCGAUCACAAUGAUGAUGAUAAUGAUGAUGAUGCUGAUGAUCUCGACGACUAUAUGGAGGAUGCAGAGGAAUAA